Molecule: messenger RNA, 315 nt
Organism: Penicillium waksmanii
Lineage: Eukaryota; Fungi; Ascomycota; Eurotiomycetes; Eurotiales; Aspergillaceae
Exons: 1
Coding region: 1-315 (104 amino acids)
Source: RefSeq, a predicted model, not a curated record
AUGCUUGACGCGGUUAAAGCAUAUUGCAAGGAGAGCGCCAGUAUUAAAGGCACAGCAUCUUUAAAUAUAAUGGUCGCCUCGUCCUUCCACCCUUUUGAUGGUUUCACCUCAUAUAUUGAUGGAUCUGGGUUCUUGUGGGAGCCUAAAAGCGUCGAUGUUUCCGUUGGCUCCCUGCAAAUGGGCUCCCUGCAAAGGGAGCUAGGUGGACUUGUUGAUGUUGGAGUCAUAUCCAGUUCACAGGACUUGCGAUACCGCGAAAAAGGUGCGAGCUUUCUCGAACAGCAAGAAAAAUGUCCCGACCGUGAGCAUUUAUGA